AUGUUUAUCUCUCUGAUCCUCAGUGGAGUGGGGGGUCUUGGUCAACCAGAAACCAGAAAAUCCAGCAUUCACUUGAGACUCAUGACGGACCUUGCAGCUGCUCAGGAAGAUGUGUCACACCACAACAAAAUCUUGCAAGGGUUAGAUGAUCUCUUAAGGGAAUCCAUUUAUAUCACAACAUGUAAAGAGUACAGUAACCAUACUAACGAGGAAUUGGAUCUAUUGAUUUACAAACAGCUAAAAGAGACCGGGUAUCCACUUACCUCGUCGAUGGAUGAAGUGGAGAGACAUUUGGAGGACAUGCUUGGGGUACGGCUGCAGUUGCUUAAUGAACAGUUUACCGGGCCCCUACCAAACCCACAGAUACAACAACCAGAUGUUUCAAAACUGGACGAGAUGAUGGAUGAAUACCAGUCUAUAGCAUCGUCAAAUAACGCCAAGUUAUCGAAACUACGAGAGCUGGUGGCCAGACUGAAGGAAGCUAAAGGCGGUAAACCAGAGAUUGAUCCGAACCUUAUACGACAAUACAAUAAAACUGUUUCCAAGAAUCUCAUGCUUGCCGAUUUCAUAACCGACCUCAUUUCCUCAAUAAACACAGCUAAUUAUUCGCAGGAUGAACAGUUGCUCAACAUCCUUCUAGAUUGCAGUGAUUACAAUGACUAUAUACAGUUAUAA
Pichia kudriavzevii is the source of this 675-nucleotide messenger RNA. RefSeq lists its product as uncharacterized. NCBI's taxonomy places the organism in Eukaryota, Fungi, Ascomycota, Pichiomycetes, Pichiales, Pichiaceae. The record is from RefSeq and is a predicted model, not a curated record. The coding region runs from base 1 to 675 and encodes 224 amino acids. The transcript has a single exon.